UGUCGUUACAGCAGAGAACGACCGCGCUUUCUGCCAGUCUACAUUCAAUCUGGCACGACGUACACACAGCAGUGAUCGUUUUGCGAAGUCCGUCCUGUUGUGUCUUUUAUCCUGCAAAUUGAAGUAUCAUUUGCAAGACAGUGCGCGUUCGUACGCAACCAUCGCCACACCUUCGAAUAACAACGCAUAAUAGAAUAUCGAAGAACACUUCACAAAUCGGUUCACACGCAAACAAAUUUCCACGAGCACUGUUUCGGCAUCUGACUAAUUAUUCGGUUACUUGUCAAAUACCCUUAUCACGUUUCUCUCGUAUAUUGGCAAACACGAUUCAAAUGCCUGAUACCGAGCGUCAUGGUACGUCGUCAUUGAUUUUGGGACUUGUUACAUCAGUGACAGAGCGUGUCGGUGCUAGCACGUGGUGUUUCGGUCGUCCCCGCGAGUGAAUGAACAAACUGUCACAGGGUGGUUCGCAGAACGGUUUGGCGAGUCACGGGAAUCGCUGUUUUAUCGCCGAACGUUUCGAACCGAGGACAAUUAUGGAAUCGAGGGUACAGAGGACUCUGAAGCAAACCCAGCCCUAUUUGUUCAACGUGAAAUGCUGCUACUGUAACUUCACCGCCCGCGACUGGGAGGACACCUUUGAUUGCGACGGCACCGAUUACAAUUAUCCCCAUCGACGAUUCUGACAUCGAGUACGUCGGAAUUCGUUUCGAGACCACGUCUCAAGGAGAUUCGGAGUUUCGUCGAAGCUGAGAGUACGAUCGGCCGUGCGCGCGGUACCGAUGAAUCGGUAUCGGCUGAGCGACUGAUAUUGAAUUAAUAAGGACGUUACGUGUAGCAUACGGAGCGAGCCGUUCGAUUUUAUUUCCACGGCGUUCUCUUCACGCGGGAGGAGAGAAAAAGUUUACGAGAAGCCUGUUCCGCUGCCGGCGGAGUUGGCGCGUUCGAUCGUCACCGAUCGCAGUCAGAUCUUCUAUCGUCCCGCGGAUUUCUGGUCGCGUCUGGUUGGAAGUGGAAGACGGAACACGAGGUGCAACGAUGAGUGUCAGGGUCGUCGUAAGCGUGACGGAAAUCGCGGACAUGAGUCCUAAAGAUCGUUACGUGGUCGAGGAGAUUGCCCUUUCCACAGCCGCCGAGGAUGUGGGAGAUGGGAUUCGGGGCCACGAAAACGACACCGAGUCCUUGCAAUUGUUGUCCCAUCUUGAUCCUCCCGUCGACAGUGUGUACAUGAUAUGCGGGGUGCUGAUUGCUAUGGUACUAGUGGGCGUUAUUAUUGUUCUACUAGCUAUAACAAUCAGCAAAUUGCGGAAACGGGAGGAUCAUUCGAAUGCUGUGCAUCCGGAACCGACCGUGGUUCAGACGGCAACAUCGCCGAUCUCCACGAUCGUUGCGUCGUCCUAUUCUGUCGAGGGUUGUUGCACGCAGAUUUCAACGACCACGACAUCAACGGACCUGGGUAACAACACAGCUGGCGAACAGGAUAACGUCUACGUGACGACCAAUGCAGCUGAACAAUUCGUCUGGCAGUUUCCGCCUCCUUAUCCACCGCCUCACACACCGGCACAGUAUGCGUUGUGCAACGGCCAGGAUACUCUUGUACACGCAUUACCGUCGGACAGGCCUGGAUUUGCAAAGGGCUUUCGUAAAAACAUCGGGGGGCGCUGGCGCCGCCUAGUGAAGAGGAAGCCGGAGACGGAGACUUGUGCCAUUCCUCCUGAGCUAAAGGAUCAACUGAAGACGAUCUACGUCUAUUGACGGCCAGCAUCGUUGAAUCGUUGCCGAUUUCGUCAUGAAACUUCCACUCAGUAAUCAAUGUUUUCCUGUAUGUAAGAUAGAUAUUGUAUCGAAGAGAGGCGAAGAUGUACAAUAAGAGAAUCGAAGUACGCGAUAAGGAAACCGGAUGCAAUGUCCGAGCGAUGUCACGUUUUUGCGAAACGAAGGGAAUCGUGAAAACACGCGUGCACAUAUCAUCCACAUGACCGAAGGAAAAGAAGAAAAAAGAAAAGGGAGCAUUAAAUUUUAAAUAAUCAAUUAUGACUAAACAUAUCAAAAAGUGCCUAAAAAUCCUGCACCGGACAAAUGAAAUGCACGCGAAGAUAAUCAUCCUUUUGACACGUUGCAUAUUUUUGUAAACAAAGGGUAAUAUAUAUGUAUGUGUGAAACAUGAUGCAUAUAUAUAUUACGUAGAGUUCAUAGGAAAACGACGAAAAUGCAAAAAAAAAUACGAACACAUUUGUUACUGCACGUUGUAGCAUAAUUUGUAUAGACAGACUGCGGAUAUUUAUAAAAAUUGACAACUUUUGAAGAUUCUCGUUUACAAAGAGAAACAAAACGAAUACUUUUCAUUAGAGUCAUUGUUAAAAAAUGAAUUUGACCGCACUUCACUACAGUUUUUACUUCAUCGAACUUUUCAUAGUCGCUUGUUAUAAAUGCACAAAGAUCCGCAGUCUAUUUAUGGCGAAACUCAUGAAAGGCAUUGUAUACAUAUAUGUGUAAUAUACGCGUGUUAACGUGAACAUAAGAGAGACAGAGAGGGAGAGGGAGAGGGAGGGAGCGAAAGAGAGAGAGAAAGAGAGAGAGAGAGAGAGAGAGAGAACAUUUUCUGAAAGGUUCGUCGCGCGUGCACGCUUCAUCGCUCGUGGUAUCGCGAAAUUGCAGAAGUUUCUUUGUAAGACUUCGAUAAAGCAGGACGACGGCGUCAAGAACUUCAUGAGACUGAAAAAAUGUAAAAUGUACGACAAGACAAGUUACCCUCGUUGCUUUUGUGUACGUUUUUACAUGAUUAAUAGGAGAAAUCACUUUCAAUCAUUAGUAUUAAUGUAUACCUGAAAAUAAUACGACCGUCGGAGCUGCCCUUGUAGGUUUCUGUUCUCGUAAUAAUGUCCCUUCUGGCAGCUCUGUUGCUGUGCUAAUAGAUGUGUUAUAGAACGGUGCCCUCCAGUGGUCGUUGCCAUUCGCAGCUAAGCGACGCACCGUGUCGAGGGGCAAGAAUCACUGGAGUACAUCGUGCGCGACGUAAAUGAAGGCGUAAACUACUUCUAAUUCUUAUAAUGGCCGACCGUUA
Nomia melanderi (Alkali bee) is the source of this 3064-nucleotide messenger RNA. Lineage: Eukaryota; Metazoa; Arthropoda; Insecta; Hymenoptera; Halictidae. The record is from RefSeq and is a predicted model, not a curated record.